UCAGUAAAAACACAAAAAGACGCACCUGAGUAUAUGAAAUCUCAAACUAAUCAUUACUCUUCUGCAGGCGGCAGUAAAAAUUUUCAUUCCUCUUCGUCAAAGACUUUUAAGUCUUUAGGAUUUGUAAAUGAGAAAGAUCAGCAGAGCAAGAGAGAGGCUCCUCUCCGAGCACCACAAACAUCCUCAAGUCAAAGCACCAGUUCACCUGCAACAUCCGCAGGAACUCCUCAGUUGGAUAAACAUGGAGCUGUACUUACUCCUGCUGCAGUAGCAAAGGCUGACCACAAGGUGUCAGCAGAGAGCGACACUGCAAAAAGUCAGUUAGGCCCAAGAGUGGCAACAUCAAAUCUGAACCAAGGCUGUUUUAAAGCUGAAACACUCAAAGAGGGAACUGAAAGCAAAGAAAAGCAGAAAAAAAUGGACAGUAAUAUGAGGAAUCAUGUGAAGCAGGGAAAUGACCCUCUUGAUUCAAAACAUAUUGCUACCAAAGAGCUUUUGGUUGCAAUUAAGGAGGAAAAACCUCUGGAAAAAGAUGAGGAUUCAAAAGUAAAAUUGGACCAGAGCAUGAAAACUUUUAGUGGUGAAGAGGGAUAUACUUUACCAAUAAAACAGGAAAGUUCAGAUAAAAAGUAUGAGACAAAAAUAAAGGAAAGCAGUUCAGAAACUGGAGAGAAGAUGGUUUGUAAGGACUCUGUUCCUGAUGAAUCUCCCAUACAUACAUGUGUUAAGGAAACUGGCAGAGGAGCCAAUCAAGACAAAUCGGCCACUGUUGUAAGAACAAUCCGUCAAUCAGGGAAAGAUGUUUAUGCUGAACAAAAAGAGAUUAGAAAGGAUGGCCUUGGAGUUUCUGCUCAAGAAAAACCUUUGGUCAAAGGUUUUUGUUUAAAAAUAAACAAAAACAGAGUGUCUGAAUCUGAAGAUGGACAAAAUUCUGCAAAAGAACAGAGUUUGGAUAAACAAUCUGAGACACAAUCAAAGAUCCUCAGUCCAGAAGCUGGAAAGAGGAUAAGGGAGAUGAUCUGUGAGGACUCUCUUCAAGUUAAAUCUGGUACAAAAACAACUGCCAGACUAGCCAAUCCUGAGCAAACCAAAGAAGACAAUGCAGCCACUAAUAAACCCACCAUUCCCAUGAGAAUGACAAUAACUGAGAAAGACUCUUUGGAUGGAAGAAUGGAUAAUACUCCAAGAAAGAGAAACACUCCCGCCAGAGAUUCACAACAACAAAAUGAAGAGAAAAGCGAAGAAAGGUCCGUCAAAAACAUCCCACCAUCAACCUAUGAGCAGAAAUCACGAGAUAUCUUGGACGUCGUUGAGUUCAACCCUUAUUCCUCUACCUCAGGUCAACAAACCCAUUCAUCUUUGGCAACAUUGACAGAAACUAAUCAGUUGGAGAAAAAAGAAGCAAAUCCAACAGAGGAUACAGUGGUAAAAUCUGAGCUCAAAGUGACUACAGGGAGAAAAUCUGGAAAAAUGGAUUCCGGUUUAGUGGUGGAUCCAUCUGAAAAGAAGUUGGUCAGCAAAGCUGAAACCCGAAAUGAUACAACAAAGAAAGAUCUUUGGGUAUCAGAUACUGUUGGUAGUGAGGUUCAAACAUGCAGUCAGUCAGCAGCUGUUAACAAGCAAGAACAUCUGGGCAAAGAUGAAGGUUCGGCUGUAAAAUCAAGCCAGAGAACUAAAGCGUCUAAAUCUGAGGAUGGAGUAAAUUCAUCAAAAAAAACGGAGACUUCACAGAAUCAAACUGAGACACAAUCAAAAGACAUCAGUGGAGAAAUACAGACAGAGGAAAUGGCUUAUAAGGACUCUGUUCAACAUAAAUCUGGUUUAAGAAGAUGUUUCAGACAAACUACCGAAUUAGCCAGUCAAGACAAAACAAAUGAAAACAAAGCAGCUAGAGGAGGAAAACUUACAGAGUCUGACUCUUUGGUUGAAAGAAAAGAAGAUAAGACUCCAACAAGGAGGAGAAAAACUCCUGGCAGAGAUCCUCAACAACAAAACGAAGAGAAAACUCUAGAAGUGUCUCCUGAAAACGUCUCGUCGAUGACCUGCAACUCCAGAGAGACUCAAGAGGAGGAAAAAGAAGCUGCAACGCCCAGAAGAAGAGGUCGACCCAAAAAGAAAGUCAGACCGGUUCCAGAGAAAACUCUAGAAGUGUCUCCUAAAAACGUCCCGUCGAUGACCUGCAACUCCAGAGAGACUCAAGAGGAGGAGAAAGAAGCUGCAACGCCCAGAAGAAGAGGUCGACCCAAGAAAAAAGUCAGACCAGUUCCAGAGAAAACUCUAGAAGUGUCUCCUAAAAACGUCCCGUCGAUGACUUGCCACUCCAGAGAGACUCAAGAGGAGGAGAAAGAAGCUGCAACGCCCAGAAGAAGAGGUCGACCCAAGAAAAAAGUCAGACCGGUUCCAGUGAGGACACCAACCACAGAGGAGAAGUUAAAUCCUGAUGGAAAGACUCUGGAAAGAUUACAACAUAAACAAAAGAUGGAUCUUUCUGGACCCGAGCCAAAGAGAUCCUGCUCUCCGUUUGCUCUGGUUGCUGCCGGUGUCAGAUGCCCUCCUUAAACAUCUGAGAAGUUUCAAGACGCUCACACAUGAAGCUCUGAACGGCCUUUCUUUCUGAUUGACGACCUUUUUUGGACAAUUUUUAAUCUUUUACACUGGAUGAUGUUUUUUAAGUGUUGCACGUUU
This is a messenger RNA of Gambusia affinis (western mosquitofish), 2685 nucleotides long. RefSeq names its product transcriptional regulator ATRX-like. The transcript is spliced from 6 exons. Lineage: Eukaryota; Metazoa; Chordata; Actinopteri; Cyprinodontiformes; Poeciliidae. The record is from RefSeq and is a predicted model, not a curated record. Gene Ontology annotation, molecular function: DNA binding. The coding region runs from base 34 to 2559 and encodes 841 amino acids.